Molecule: messenger RNA, 6778 nt
Organism: Nymphaea colorata (pocket water lily)
Lineage: Eukaryota; Viridiplantae; Streptophyta; Magnoliopsida; Nymphaeales; Nymphaeaceae
Product: ABC transporter A family member 1
Exons: 41
Coding region: 570-6320 (1916 amino acids)
Biological process (GO): lipid transport; transmembrane transport
Cellular component (GO): intracellular membrane-bounded organelle; membrane
Molecular function (GO): ABC-type transporter activity; ATP binding; lipid carrier activity
Source: RefSeq, a predicted model, not a curated record
ACUCUCAGUCGAUCGUCAUCUGCGGCCACGCUUCUUCCUCUUCCUUCUCCCAUUUUCGCCGCCACCACCGACCGCCCACUCACCCCCUCCGUCUUCAACUGUACCAACGUCAUCGUCAUUUAUCUUCCAUUGUCGCCGCUACCCACCUCCCUCCUGGCUCCUUUGCUCUUGACACGAGCUGAAUGGUCCUCCUCCGGUCGGUUUGCGCGAUUGCACCAUCCCUGUCGCCACCACCACCAGUCUUUCUUUUUCUGCGACCAAUUUUUUGUGCCUCCUCGCCCCGUUGUCACUACCCGCCUCCCGUUCUUUAAAAGUUUUCCAUCCUCCGAUGGCUGGAAGGUUUUGAGUUCCCAUGCAAAGAAGGGACCGCCGGAAUUUUGCACGAAGGUUUAUCAAGCGGGAGAUGAGCGUUUCCUUGUAUCUCCCGCUCCCACUUCGUCUUCUCUCAGUUCUCUGCCUUCUUGUCACGGAGGUCCGGUUCCGAUUGUGAAGGAGAAGGAAGUGUUCUUCGCGUUCUCUUCAUCGACGUUUGGCUCUCGAAAUAAAGGAGAACGAAGGGUGAGGGGGAGAUGGACGAGCGCUCCCGUCGGCAUCUUAAGGCCAUCCUCCGAAAGAAUUGGCUGCUCAAGUGUCGCCACCCCUUCACGACCUCGGCGGAAGUUCUCCUUCCGACGAUCGUGAUGCUUUUGCUUAUUGCCGUAAGGACGAGGGUUGACACCGAGGUUCACCCCACGCAGCCAUAUAUUCGUAAGGGCAUGUUUGUUGAAGUAGGGGCUGGUGGCCUAUCUCCGAGUUUUGACGCACUUCUUAAAUUGUGGCUGGCUACCGAUGAGCACUUAGCUUUUGCGCCAGAUACGACAGAGACGAGGAAUAUGCUGAACCUUUUGUCACUAAGGUUCCCACUUCUGAAGAUUGUUGGGCAAAUUUACAAGGAUGAACUUGAGAUAGAAUCCUACAUACGUUCAAACCACUAUGGUCAAAGGGACCAAAUCAUGAAUUUUUCGAAGCCAAAAAUCAAAGGAGCAGUCAUCUUUCAUGAAUGUGGACCACAAAUAUUUGAUUAUAGCAUCCGCCUAAACCAUUCGUGGGCAUUUUCUGGAUUUCCUGAUGUCAACACCAUUAUGGACACUAAUGGGCCUUAUGUCAAUGAUUUGGAGCUGGGUGUCAGUGCUGUACCUACCAUGCAGUAUGGCUUGAGUGGCUUCUUAACACUGCAGCAGGUCAUGGAUUCAUUAAUAAUAUUUUCAUCCCAAAUUAAUCUGACUGACGUAGUUGGUAACAUGAAGUUUGUUGAUGAUGGAGGUUCUUCUGAAUUAUAUGCUUCUGAGGUUACUGCAGAGGACAAAAAACAGCAGCUAGUAGGAAAUUUUGUGGAUCAAUUGCAUUUCAAGUAUCCUUGGACGAAAUUCAUUCCAUCCACUAUAAGGAUUGUUCCAUUUCCUACUCGUGAAUAUACUGAUGAUGAGUUCCAGUCGAUCGUUAAAAGAGUUAUGGGAGUAUUGUACUUGUUGGGAUUUCUCUAUCCAGUGUCUCGUCUAAUUAGCUACUCUGUCUCUGAAAAGGAGCAAAGGGUCAGAGAAGGUCUCCAAAUGAUGGGACUUCGGGACAACAUAUUCUAUCUAUCUUGGUUUAUAACAUACACUGCACAAUUUGCAGUGUCAGCAGCAAUUAUCACCUGCUGCACCAUGACCACUCUUUUCCAUUACAGCGACAAAACUGUGGUGUUUACAUACUUUUUUCUGUUUGGGCUCAGUGCAAUUAUGCUUUCUUUUCUAAUUUCAACAUUUUUUUCAAGAGCAAAAACAGCUGUUGCGGUCGGUACUCUAACUUUCCUCGGAGUGUUCUUUCCUUAUUACACUGUCAAUGAUCCUGCUACUUCCAUGAUGUGGAAGGCCAUUGCUUCCUUGCUUUCUCCUACUGCUUUUGCACUUGGAACUGUGAAUUUUGCUGAUUAUGAGCGUGCUCAUGUUGGAGUUCGUUGGAGCAAUAUUUGGAGGGAUUCAUCUGGAGUGAAUUUCCUUAUCUGCCUCUGCAUGCUUAUUUUUGACUCGGUAUUGUACUGUGUCAUUGCCUUAUACCUUGAUAAGGUUCUUCCCAGGGAGUAUGGAGUUCAGAAGCCAUGGAACUUCUUAUUUACAAAAAGUUUUUGGAAGAAGAAAUCAUGUAAUCCUGAUCUAUAUAAUGAGACUUUCAAAGAUGAGUGGGAACAUAAAUCAGCCUCUCAUGUGGAAUCUUUAGAUGGUUAUCAACCUAUAGUGGAACCGAUAAGCUUGGAAAUGAGGAAGCAAGAGGCUGAUGGUAGAUGUGUUCAGAUUAGACAUCUCAGCAAAGUAUUCAAGACCAAGAAAGGGAAAUGCUGUGCUGUAAACUCAUUGCAAUUAACAUUGUAUGAAAAUCAGGUUCUCGCACUUCUAGGUCACAAUGGAGCUGGUAAAAGCACGACAAUAUCGAUGCUUGUUGGCCUUCUUGCCCCAACAUCUGGUGAUGCUGUUGUGUUUGGGAAAAAUAUCAAAACUGACAUGGAUCAAAUAAGAAAGGAGCUUGGUGUGUGCCCGCAAAAUGACGUGCUAUUUCCUGAAUUGACUGUGAAGGAACAUCUGAGAAUGUUUGCCAUCUUGAAAGGAGUCACUGAAGAUAGACUAGAAAAUGAAGUGAAUCUGAUGAUUGAAGAAGUUUGCUUGCUUGACAAGCAAAAUACUGCUGUUAGAGCAUUAUCAGGUGGUAUGAGGAGGAAGCUGUCCUUGGGAAUAGCUCUUAUUGGGGGCAGUAAGUUGGUUAUUCUUGAUGAACCAACUACUGGGAUGGAUCCAUAUUCAAUGCGCUCUACAUGGCAGCUGAUCAAGAGAAUUAAGAAGGGCCGUGUAAUCUUACUCACAACCCAUUCGAUGGAUGAAGCAGAUGUGCUAGGUGACCGCAUUGCAAUCAUGUCAAAUGGUUAUUUACGAUGUUGUGGGAGUUCUCUGUUCUUGAAGCAUUGUUAUGGAGUUGGCUAUACACUUACUUUAGUAAAGAGUAACCCUGAUGCACGUACUGCCAGUGACAUAGUUGGUCGCCAUGUGCCUUCUGCAAUUUGUCUAAGUGAUGUGGGAAGCGAGAUAUCUUUCAGACUUCCAUUGUCCUCUUCGUCAUCCUUUGAGGGUAUGUUUAUGGAAAUUGAAAGUAACACAAAAAGGCGAGGUGCUUUACUGGAGAAAAGCGGUUGUAGUGAAGAAUCUUGUAUUGGUAUUGAGAGUUAUGGUAUAUCUGUGACAACUUUGGAGGAAGUUUUCCUUAGAGUUGCUGGAUGUGAUUUGGAUGAAAUAAAACCUGUCAUUCUUGAUAAAGCUGAUCACUCAGAUGAAUGGAUUCCUCCACAUGCUUCUUCAUCUUGUCUUACAAGUAAUGAACCAAAUGGGAAUCUGUUACUUUGUGCUUAUUGGGUCCCUCUUGGGAAGACCUUUUCUGCACUGGGUUUUAUUGUCAAUCUGAUCAUCACCACUUUAUUUGGUUUCUUAAAUAUAUUUAAAUUGCAAUGCUGUGGCUGUGGAGAUCUAUUCAGAUUCAGAUUCUGCCAACAUUUGAGAGCUCUUCUCAUAAAGAGAGCCACAAUUGCUCGAAGAGAUAGAAAAACAAUUAUCUUUCAGCUUCUUAUCCCAGCUUUAUUUUUGUUCCUUGGUCUUCUUUUCCUCAAGUUAAAACCACAUCCUGAUCAGGAAUCAAUAACCCUGACAACAUCUCAUUUUAAUCCAUUACUACAAGGUGGAGGUGGUGGUGGUCCUAUUCCUUUCAAUCUUUCCACACAAAUAUCUAAUCAGGUGGCAUCAUUUAUGGAAGGUGGUUGGAGUCAGAAGGCUGAGCUGAGGUCCUACAGGUUUCCAAAUACAGGGAGAGCGCUUUUUGAUUCUAUUGAAGUAGCUGGGCCAAUAUUAGGGCCAUCACUUUUAUCUAUGAGUGAAUAUCUGAUAACAAGCUUGAAUGAAUCUUACCAGUCAAGAUAUGGUGCGGUUUUAAUGGAUGACCAAAAUGGGGAUGGCAGCAUUGCUUAUACUGUGCUUCACAACUGUUCCUGUCAGCAUGGAGCUCCAACUUAUAUCAAUCUUGUGAAUAGUGCAAUUCUAAAACUUGCUAUGAAUGAUGGGAAUAUGGUUAUUCAUACUCGGAACCAUCCCCUGCCAAUGACAGCUACUCAACACUCACAGCACCAUGAUUUGGAUGCAUUUUCAGCUGCAAUUAUUAUUAAUAUUGCUUUCUCCUUUAUACCUUCCUCAUUUGCAGUUGCUAUUGUAAAGGAGCGAGAAGUCAAGGCUAAACACCAACAGCUUAUCAGUGGGGUGUCUGUCGUGUCAUAUUGGAUUUCCAUAUACAUUUGGGACUUCAUCAGCUUUCUCUUCCCUACUUUUCUAGCAAUGCUUCUCUUUGCAAUAUUUGGCCUUGAUCAAUUUAUUGGGGUUGGCUGUUUCUGGCCAACAAUAUUCUUAUUUUUGGAAUAUGGACUAGCAGUUGCUGCUUCAACAUAUUGCCUUACCUUCUUCUUUACAGAUCAUUCAGUUGCACAGAACAUAGUCCUCUUGGUUCACUUCUUCAGUGGCCUUAUUCUUAUGGUUAUAUCAUUUAUAAUGGGCCUCAUAAAAGCUACUAAAAGCGUGAAUAUUUUUCUUAAGAAAAUUUUCAGGCUAGCUCCUGGAUUUUGUUUUGCGGAUGGGCUUGCUUCGCUUGCUCUUCGUAGACAGGGAAUAAAACUCAGUUCAGGAAAGGCAGUUUUAGAUUGGAAUGUCACUGGUGCUUCUCUCUGUUAUUUGGGAAUGGAGAGUAUCAUUUAUUUUGCUUUGGUUCUUGGGAUUGAACUUCUGCCUUGGCACAAGUUGGAGUUUUGCAAAGAAACAAGUUGGUGGAGACAAAUAAUAGAAGGUUCUAUUCGUGAUAUCCCCGAGGGUACACUGGAGCCACUGAUGAGAUUGAGAUCAUCUCUAGAGUGUCAUAAAUGUGGGUUUGAUGAGGAUGUAGAUGUUCAAGCUGAAAGACAUAGGGUCCUCUCUGGUGCUGCUAAAAACAGUAUAAUUCGCUUAUCCAAUCUUUGCAAGGUGUAUUCUGGUGGAAGGCAAGAUUUCGCAAAAAUUGCUGUUGAUAAUUUAUGCUUUGCUGUUCAAGAAGGGGAAUGUUUUGGCUUCCUUGGAACAAAUGGAGCUGGAAAAACAACAACAUUGCGAAUGCUGUCAGGUGAAGAAUGCCCAACUGAUGGAACAGCAUACAUUUUUGGUAUUGAUAUUCGCAUAAACCCCAAAGCUGCAUGUCAAAAUGUUGGGUACUGCCCCCAAUUUGAUGCACUGCUAGAACUUUUGACUGUCCAAGAGCAUCUUGAACUCUAUGCACGAAUCAAAGGUGUCCCUGGAAAUAGAAUAGAUGAUGUUGUGGAGGAGAAGCUUACAGAGUUUGAUCUUUGGAAACAAGCUAACAAACCAUCAUGUUAUUUAAGUGGGGGAAACAAGAGGAAGCUGUCUGUUGCAAUAGCUAUGAUUGGGGAUCCACCGAUAGUCAUAUUAGAUGAGCCAUCUGCAGGUAUGGAUCCAAUUGCCAAAAGGUUCAUGUGGAAUGUGAUCUCUCACUUAUCUACACGCCAAGGAAAAACAGCUGUUCUUCUGACAACGCAUAGCAUGAGUGAAGCACAAGCACUUUGCACGAGAAUUGGGAUAAUGGUUGGAGGACGACUUCAAUGCAUUGGAAGCCCACAACAUCUAAAGACUCGAUUUGGCAAUCAUCUUGAAUUGGAGGUAAGGCCAACCGAUGUUACUAGAUGUGAGUUGGACAAUCUUUGCAGCAAAAUUCAAGGGCUUCUCUCUGAUUUUCCUUGUCAUCCAAAGGGUGUCCUUCAUGAUCUUGAAAUAUGUAUUGGAGGGAAUGACUUAAUUCUUCCGGCAGAUGUUUCAGAAAUAUGUCUAUCAGAGGAAAUGGUAGCUUUUGUUGGACGUUUCCUUGAAAAUGAAAGCCGUGUUAGGACUCUUCUGUCUGGAAGAUUGGCUGCUGAUGGUGUCUUCAGUCAGCAAUUGUCAGAACAGCUUGCUCGUGAUGGUGGUAUUCCAUUAAGAAUAUUUUCAGAGUGGUGGUUGGCUGAGGAGAAAUAUUCACUGAUUGAUUCUUUUAUCCUUUCCACGUUUCAUGGAGCAAUAUUUCAAGGGCUCAGUGGUCUUAACAUCAAGUAUCAGUUGCCAUAUGGAGAGGAUUCUUCUCUUGCUGAAAUCUUUGGACACCUGGAGCGAAAUAGGAGCAAACUUGGAAUAUCAGAGUACAGUAUCAGCCAAUCCACAUUGGAGACCAUUUUCAACCACUUUGCUGGAAACUCAUAAAUGUCAAGUUGGUAUUAAGAGGGGAAGUUCAGCGAUCAAAAAUUUCACACCGAGUUCAGGUUUUGUGUUACUUGUAACAUGUUACUGGGUCUGAGGCAUCCAAUAGUGUACAGACCACAGUUACCAGCAAACUGAAAUGGAUGUAGAAGCGAUAAUUAAGAGAGUGGGUGAGUGGAUGCUUAAAAUUUAUUAGACUAGCAUACCGCUGGUCGAGGAAGCAAUAAAGUGGGAAAUGGAGCAGAAGAAAGAAACAAAUUUUAGGUAAAGGGAGUUUUCUGGUUACCGUGGAGUACAUAAAGCUGACUACUAAUAGAAAACCAAAGGGUAAUUUUACUUUUUGAAAUGUUAAAUCUUAUAUCAAUCGCCGAAGCACAAAGAAGAACGCAUGAUGCCCCAAAUGGUACUAUGUAGUAUGUACAUGUAUACAACCAAUCAAUGAAAUUUAUUUGGCGCUUUCA